GAAUAGUGUCACGUUUGACUUUGACGUUAUACAAAAAUGGUGCAGUGUUAGCUCACGGGCUAGCGACGUUUUCUCUGAUAGUUUUGUUUAUUUUCUGACUUGUUAGCAACAAUGAACACACCGUAUACGAGUCGUUUGCAGCGCCGUAACGUGAUUUAAAAUACAUUAGGCAAUGCUUGUGAGAUAUUUGUUCGGUAUAGCUGUUCAGAGGAAUGUCAAAUUGCUCCAUCCUCCCUAUACGAGUGCACUACGUAGGGUCUGAGAGCGCGGUUUAUACAGCCUUUGUAGUGCUCUGUAUGGCUGAUAGGGAGAGGACUGGAAUGAGUUGUGCUGCGUGAUGAUGACACCUGGUUAACUAGAUAUUUCCUUCAUGGCGUAUGUCGAGAGGGGAACAGGUGCAUGUUUUCACACGAUCUGGCAACCAGCAAACCUUCGACAAUUUGUAAAUUUUAUCAGAAAGGUGUAUGUGCUUAUGGUGACCGGUGCAGAUACGACCACAUCAAGCCAGGUGGCCGUGGAGGUGGACCUCCCAUGGAUCACUCGAACAGAACCGGUAGUGCAGGAGCGUCCGUCUUGCCCUCCACAGGACCUGGACCUCCACCAAGCGCCACAAGAAUCACUAAGAAACCAAUCGUGCUGAGAGACAGAGCUUUAGGCAGUGACAGUCGAGGGCAGCCGUACAGUGGAGAAAGUGCAGAGCUUCUGGAUUGCUUGGAUUACAGAGACAUCUCUCAGGUCAAACCUCAUAGCUACCUGGAUGCCAUCCGCUCAGGGCUGGAGAGUUCAGCCACAGCCAGCCCAUACCCAGACCUAUCCCAUCAGGCCUUGCUUUGCCCUUACGCGGCUGCUGGCCAGUGUCACUAUGGCGACACAUGUCCGUAUCUCCAUGGCGACAUGUGUGAAAUUUGCAGGUUGCAGGUCUUGCACCCGCAUGACCCAGUGCAGAGGGCAGCACAUGAGAAGGUGUGUAUGACCGCAUUUGAGAAGGACAUGGAGCAGGCGUUUGCGGUGCAGCAGAGCCAGGAGAAAGUGUGCAGUAUCUGCAUGGAGGUGGUGUAUGAGAAGGCGUCUCCGUCCGAACGGCGCUUCGGCAUCCUGUCCAGCUGCUGCCACACCUACUGCCUCAGCUGCAUCCGCCAGUGGCGCUGCGCCAAGCAGUUUGACAACAAGAUCAUCAAGUCUUGUCCAGAAUGCCGAGUGGUGUCCGAGUUCGUUAUUCCCAGCAUGUACUGGGUGGAAGAUCAGGAGGAAAAGAAUCGUCUCAUUGAAGAGUUCAAAUCUGGAGUCAGUAAAAAACCAUGCAAGUAUUUUGACCAGGGAAGAGGAACGUGUCCGUUCGGAGGGAAAUGUUUCUACAUGCACGCCUACCCCGAUGGAACACGGGCUGAACCGGACAAGCCUCGAAAGCAGCUCAGCUCAGAAGGAAACGUUCGGUUCUUGAAUUCUGUACGUCUGUGGGAUUUCAUCGAGGAACGAGAGCAUCGUGCGGUUCCACAGUACGAAGACGAGGUCAACGACCUGGGCGAACUCUUCAUGCAGCUCUCUGGCGCCGGAGAAGAAAGUGGGACAUCAGCAUCACCCUGAUCUCUUCAGCUUACACACACUCGCAGACCUGUAGGCCGACCACGGCAAGCCAUGGUUUCAUAACUUUGGUAACUGUGUAUGUAAUCCGGGCAAUAAAAAUGUACUCACUGGUAAACAUUUCCCUGUUUAUGGCUCGACAUGGUUUUCUUAAAAAAAAAAAAAAACAAAACUACUUUUUACCUGUGGUACAUUUUUUGUGGUAUAUUACACUAUGUUUAUCAUGAAAAUAUUUAAAGGCACAUGUAUUGUUUGUGUAAGCUGCUAUAUUUUCCUGAGGUGUGUUUAGAAUUUUGCAGGAUUGAACAGAUUUUUAAUAUGUCCAAAGAAAAUUAGCCGUCAAAUAAUAAAAGAAAAAAAAGGACUGCAAAAACCUGCUGGCACACCAUAAACACACUCAAGUAGUGUGAGUGUUAAACAAGUAUCGUGUAUUAUUUUUAAAAAUAUAUAUACUGUAAUUGUUGCACUUAGAUCCAUUUACACAGACACAACAACUCUAUCUUUGAGAAACAUAUUGGCAGUUUUUAGGACCGUUUAGAUCGAACUACAUGCUGUUGAUGUCAAUACUAGAAAAGGUUUAAGUCUGUACCAUCAUGUGCACACAAGGCUCGAAGGUAUAGUCAGGUAGAAACGUCCCUCUACUACCAAUUAGUGUUUCUCAAAAGCUGAUACAGUAGUUUAUCCAUGUUGUUUGAGUUAUUUAUUUAAAACUGAGGCAGAUAUUAGUUGUUUGAGAUCCUAGAAUGAAAUAAAAAAAAAUUAAAAAUUUAAAAAGAUUA
Molecule: messenger RNA, 2360 nt
Organism: Ictalurus punctatus (channel catfish)
Lineage: Eukaryota; Metazoa; Chordata; Actinopteri; Siluriformes; Ictaluridae
Gene: mkrn2
Product: makorin, ring finger protein, 2
Exons: 8
Coding region: 400-1584 (394 amino acids)
Biological process (GO): protein polyubiquitination
Molecular function (GO): metal ion binding; ubiquitin protein ligase activity
Source: RefSeq, a predicted model, not a curated record